UGACUCAAUUAUUUACUUUGACAAUUCUUAUAAAUUCCCAUUUAUCUCUUCUGCUUUAUUCUCUUAACCAAAUCAUCUCAAUAACAUUGCUUUUCUGAUCGCCCUUUCAGAUCUGCAAGAUUAAACCAAUUUUCAAUUCCAAAGCGGAAAGUUCUUGAAAGUAAAAGUUAAUCCAUCAAAUAUAACCCCGCGAUUUUGUCAAGAUGCCCAUGCUUAAAGAUCCCUCAACGAAAUACAAGAGAUUUCCUCCCAUUCAAUUGGCGGAUAGACAAUGGCCUUCCAAAACCAUCGAUAAACCUCCAAGAUGGCUCAGCACAGAUUUACGAGAUGGCAACCAAAGUUUAGUCGACCCUAUGGAUGGUGAACAAAAAUGGAAAUACUUUAAGAUGUUGGUAGAGCUUGGUUACAAGGAAAUUGAAGUCUCAUUCCCAUCUGCUUCGCAAACAGAUUUCGAUUUCACCAGACGCCUUGUUGAAACUCCCGGUGUCGUACCUGAUGAUGUCUGGCUCCAAGUUCUCUCACCGUGUCGUGAAGAAUUCAUGAAGCGAACCGUUGACUCCCUUAAGGGCGCCAAGAAGGCUAUUUUACACAUUUACCUUGCUACCAGCGAAUGCUUCCAGAGAAUUGUAUUUGGCUUAAACGAGGAAGAAGGUUUGGCAUUGGCAGUCAAGUGUGCGAAAUAUGCUCGAUCCAUUACAAAGGACGAUCCCGAACACGCCGGUACUGAGUGGGCUUUUGAAUUCAGUCCUGAAACUUUUUCGGAUACUAAUCCAGACUAUGCGAUCCGGGUGUGUGAGGCAGUCAAGGAGGCAUGGGGUCCGACAGUAGAGAAUCCAAUCAUCUUCAAUCUCCCCGCAACAGUCGAAAUGUCAACACCAAAUGUCUACGCGGAUCAGAUAGAAUACUUCUGCAAAAAUAUUACAGAGAGAGAAAAGAUUUGCGUCAGCUUACAUCCACAUAAUGACCGAGGAUGUGCUGUUGCAGCUGCAGAGUUGGCACAAAUGGCUGGUGCUGACAGAGUUGAGGGAUGUUUAUUCGGAAACGGAGAGAGAACAGGAAAUGUAGAUUUGGUCACUUUGGCUUUGAACCUCUACACUCAAGGCAUCAACCCUGGCAUUGAUUUCUCGGAUCUUGAGCGGGUCAUUGAUGUCGUGGAAAUCAGCAAUAAGAUUCCAGUUCACCCAAGAGCUCCUUAUGGUGGUUCCUUGGUUGUGUGUGCGUUCAGUGGCUCUCACCAAGACGCAAUCAAGAAGGGGUUCCAACUCCGAAAGAAGGGAAAUCACGGAGAUGAGAACCGCUGGGAAGUACCAUAUCUUCCACUCGAUCCUCAGGAUAUUGGACGUACUUACGAGGCUGUUAUCCGUGUCAAUUCACAGAGUGGUAAGGGUGGAGCUGCUUGGAUUAUCUUAAGAAAUCUUGAGCUUGAUCUCCCAAGAGGAUUACAAGUUGCUUUCAGCAAAGUCGUUCAAAAGCGUGCGGAUGAACUUAGCCGCGAGCUUCUCUCACGGGAAAUUCAAGACUUGUUCGAGCAAACCUACUACCUCAAGCACAAUCCAAGAUUCAGCCUUGUCGAUUACUCUAUCAGUACCGACAGAAGUGCUUCGCCCGUGCCACCCGCUCCAGGUAAGACACAAGAUACGACGAAUUUGAAGCGUCGAUUCGAAGGUGUCAUUUCAAUUGAAGGAGAGGAACGCGAAUUGAAAGGAAUAGGAAAUGGGCCCAUCUCUAGUUUGGCAAAUGCUUUGAAGAGCUUAGGUAUUGAUCUCGAGGUAGCAGAUUACAAAGAGCAUGCUGUUGGUGCUGGUACAAAUGUCAAGGCUGCGUCUUAUAUCGAAUGUACAGCUGCAGGCUCUAAGCAGAAAGUAUGGGGUGUUGGAGUUCACGAGGAUGUUGUUCAAUCGUCUUUGAUUGCUCUCUUGAGUGCAGCUUCAAACUUCAUGGCAAGCAGACCUACAACACCAUUACUCCUCAAGGGUAAGAAUGGUGUGAGCACCAGCCGUGACGUUAAUUCUGAUGACUCACAAAAAGAGAACGGCGGCCUUGCAAUUCCUAAACCUACCACUGCAGCAAAGAGUGGACCGGAUGCAGUGAGUGUCUUGGAGGCUAAGGUCAAUGAAGCAUAAAUUGUUUAUUAGUUAUUUUUUCGUUGUUCUUGGGCUCUCUUAAAGCUGCUUUCGUAGUAAAAAUGAGGGGUAGCUUUUAGCGCGCCUUCUUUUGGGAUGGGGUUCAUGGAGGGGAUAUAUCACCUGGAAAAGCGAUCAAAAAGUGCAUUUGAAACUUGAGAGAAUAGGAAAUUUGUAAACAAAAUGAUGAUUAUCAAAAAAGAUACCCAUCUCAAUAAAACAGAGUUCUUCCUAUGAUCUGCCUCUUUAUUUACAAGUAAGUAGAUAUAUGUAGUGAU
Molecule: messenger RNA, 2401 nt
Organism: Botrytis byssoidea
Lineage: Eukaryota; Fungi; Ascomycota; Leotiomycetes; Helotiales; Sclerotiniaceae
Exons: 3
Coding region: 204-2123 (639 amino acids)
Biological process (GO): L-leucine biosynthetic process
Cellular component (GO): mitochondrion
Molecular function (GO): 2-isopropylmalate synthase activity
Source: RefSeq, a predicted model, not a curated record